AUGAACGAUGAUGCUUCGCCCAGCUCCUCGGCGCGAGAUGAGCUCUGGGACGACGAUGACGCCGCCGCAGGUCCGGCGCGAUCGCAAGAGGCUGUCAGCGCUGGCCCUGCGCAACAAUACGACGCUCGUCCGCGACCUGCAUCGCAGCAGCUACGUGUGCCUUCAAAGAAGGAUCUCAAGAAACACUGUCCCGGCCUCCAGAAGAAGCUCGUCUUCCUCACCCACCUGCUUAAGUCGCUCGAUCUCGUCGUUUUUGCCGAAUUGAGCGCCCUAUAUUACAUGGAAUGCUCCAUGUUUCGGUUUCUUCUGCGAGCCUUUGGCCAAUACCUCUACCUGAGUCCCAAGGAUGAAUCAUUUCCAGUCGCCUUGACCGCAACCCGCGUGCACGUCCUUCUCGUCGUCGCACCCAAUCUUAUAUGCAUGCUCCUACAUCUAUUCACUUCUCUCCCAGUCGGACGAGCCGACCAGCGAGGAUACCAACAUGGUGGUCUCGUGAUUGACUUUAUCGGGCAAACACCAUCCAGUUCCCGAAUUUACUAUGUGCUUGCCGACAUCUUCCUAUUGGUCUUGCAGUGCAUCAUGCUGACGAUACAUACUGAACGCGAACAAAUGCGCGUUACGCUCAAAACAUUCCGUCCCUUGGCCGCAGAUUUGGCUCAGCAAGCCGCCGCCGGCCGAACGAUACGAGAGCUGGAUGAGGAGGAACGGGGCGUUUCCGCCAUGAUGGACGAGGAGGCUGGAGAUGAGGCAGUCGAGGUCGAAAUGAGGCUCCUGAAUCAAGGCGCUGGCGCAGAAGUUGGGAAUGAGGCUGGCCCCAGCAACAGCAACACAAAUAAUGAUGGCGACAACACGACACACUUGUUCAAUGUCAUGAACUCGGGCAAUGGGGUUUUGGGACCAUACCAUGUGCUUCACACAAUUCGCCAUACAGUCAUGGAUGUGCGCAGAACAGCCGCGCACUCGUUGACGAGCAUGGGUUAUGAUGCAACCUUUGCAGCGAUACGAGCAAAUGCUCAGCGGCGAGCAGUAUCGGAGCUUACGACUACACCUGUAAAUGUAUAG
Beauveria bassiana ARSEF 2860 is the source of this 1062-nucleotide messenger RNA. RefSeq lists its product as uncharacterized. The coding region runs from base 1 to 1062 and encodes 353 amino acids. The record is from RefSeq and is a predicted model, not a curated record. NCBI's taxonomy places the organism in Eukaryota, Fungi, Ascomycota, Sordariomycetes, Hypocreales, Cordycipitaceae. Gene Ontology annotation, biological process: SREBP signaling pathway; protein processing. Gene Ontology annotation, cellular component: Dsc E3 ubiquitin ligase complex. The transcript is spliced from 2 exons.